AUUCGAGAGCUUCAAAACUAAUAGUUUUGAACAGUUCUGUAUCAAUUUCACUAAUGAGAAGUUGCAGCAACAUUUCAAUCAGCAUGUUUUCAAAAUGGAACAGGAAGAGUACACAAAAGAAGCAAUAGAUUGGAGCUACAUUGAAUUCGUAGACAACAAAGAUGUUCUUGAUCUUAUAGAAAAGAAGCCUGGUGGAAUUAUUGCUCUCCUCGAUGAAGCUUGUAUGUUUCCAAAAUCAACCCACGAAACAUUUGCAAACAAGCUGUAUCAGACUUUUAAGGCACACAAGAGGUUCAUCAAACCAAAACUCUCUCGAACAGAUUUCACCGUUGCUCACUACGCUGGAGAAGUUCUCUAUCAGUCUGAUCUGUUUCUGGAUAAAAACAAGGAUUAUGUGAUCCCUGAACACCAAGAUUUGUUGGGAGCUUCCAAAUGCCCUUUCGUGGUUGGUCUUUUUCCUCCACUCCCUGAAGAAACAUCUAAAUCUUCAAAGUUUUCAUCCAUUGGUUCUCGUUUCAAGAUGCAACUCCAGCAACUGAUGGAAACGCUAAAUUCUACAGAGCCUCAUUACAUCAGAUGUGUUAAGCCUAACAAUCUCUUAAAGCCUGCCGUAUUUGAAAAUGUGAACAUCAUGCAGCAGCUGCGAUGUGGUGGUGUUCUAGAGGCGAUCAGAAUUAGUUGCGCAGGGUAUCCAACACGUAAACCUUUCUUUGAGUUCGUAAACCGCUUCGGACUUCUAUGUCCUGCGGCUUUAGAAGGGAGCUACGAAGAGAAAGCCGCAUGUAAAAAGAUCUUGGACAGCAUGGGACUUAAAGGAUACCAGAUUGGUAAAACAAAGAUCUUCUUGAGGGCUGGUCAGAUGGCUGAACUCGACACCAGGAGGACAGAGGUUCUUAGUGGCGCUGCCAAAAAGAUUCAGAGACGGACACGAACCCAUCAGGAUCAGAAACGGUUUAUUGUUCUGAGAAAGGCCACAAUAUCUCUACAAGCUCUAUGUAGAGGAAGACUUUCCUGUAAAGUGUACGAAAAUCUGAGGCGAGAAGCUGCUGCUGUGAAGAUUCAGAAGAAUGGUCGGAGAUAUUACUCUAGAAAAUCUUACAAAAAGCUCCAUGUGUCUGCGCUUGUUGUUCAGACUGGUCUAAGAGCAAUGGCUGCUCGUAAAGAAUUCAGAUUCAGGAAGCAAACAAAGGCUGCCACAAUUGUUCAGGCUCAGUGGCGUUGUCACAGAGCAACCACGUACUACAAGAAGCUUAAAAAUGGAGUGAUCGUAUCUCAGACACGUUGGAGAGGUAGACUUGCUAGGAGAGAACUUAGGAAGCUCAAAAUGGCUUCAAGGGAAACAGGAGCACUUAAGGAGGCAAAGGAUAUGCUUGAAAAGAAAGUUGAGGAACUCACAUACCGUGUCCAGUUGGAGAAACGUCUGAGGGGUGAUUUAGAAGAAGCAAAGACUCAGGAGACAGCGAAACUUCAGAGUUCGUUGGAGGAAAUGCGUAAGAAAGUGGAAGAAGCAAACGCAUUGCUUGUGAAGGAACGCGAAGCUGCAAAGAAAGCCGCUGAAGAAGCUCCUCCUGUUAUACAAGAAACACAAGUUUUGGUUGAAGAUACGAAAAAGAUCGAAUUGAUGACAGAGGAGUUGGAGAGCGUAAAGGCUACUCUAGAAAACGAAAAACAGAGAGCUGAUGAUGCAGUGAAGAAGUUCGAAGAAGCUCAAGAGUCUCUCGAAGACAAAAGAAAGAAACUGGAAGAGACUGAGAAGAAAGGUCAGCAACUCCAAGAAUCACUGACAAGGAUGGAGGAAAAGUGCACCAACUUGGAAUCGGAGAAUAAAGUCUUAAGGCAACAGGCUGUGUCCAUGGCACCUAAUAAAUUCCUCUCUGGCCGCUCCAGGUCCAUUUUACAGAGAGGUUCAGAGAGUGGUCAUCUAGCAGUGGAUUCAAGGUCAAGCUUGGAUCUACAUAGCCAUUCAAUAAACCAUAGGGAUCCCUCAGAAGUGGAUGAUAAACCACAGAAAACAUUAAACGAGAAGCAGCAAGAAAACCAUGACCUGCUCAUCCGCUGCAUUGUCCAACCCUUGGGUUUCAAAGGGAACCGACCUAUCACAGCAUGUAUCAUCUAUAAAUGCCUACUUCAGUGGAGGUCAUUUGAAGUUGAACGAACCAGUGUCUUUGAUCGCAUUAUUCAGACAAUAGGCCAUGCUAUUGAGACUCAAGAUAACAACAAUACAUUGGCGUAUUGGUUAUCAAAUGCCUCAACGCUCCUCUUACUCCUCCAACGCACACUCAAAGCUAGUGGUGCAGCAGGGAUGGCUCCACAGCGGCGCCGUUCAUCUUCUGCCACUCUAUUUGGAAGGAUGACUCAGAGCUUCCGUGGAGCACCUCCAGGUGUAAAUCUAGCCAUGAUAAACGGUGCUGCGGGAGGCGGAGCGGAUACGUUAAGACAAGUUGAAGCGAAGUACCCGGCUCUACUGUUUAAGCAGCAGCUCACAGCUUAUGUUGAAAAGAUAUACGGAAUGAUUCGAGACAACUUGAAGAAGGAGAUUUCUCCACUCCUUGGAUUGUGCAUUCAGGCGCCAAGAACAUCGAGGGCGAGUUUAGUGAAAGGAGCAUCUCGUUCAGUGGCCAACACUGCAGGUCAGCAAGCACUGAUCGCUCACUGGCAAGGAAUUGUGAAGAGUCUUACAAACUUCCUCGACACUCUGAAAUCAAACAAUGUUCCUUCUUUCUUGGUGCGCAAGGUGUUCACGCAGAUAUUCUCAUUCAUCAAUGUUCAACUGUUUAACAGUCUUCUAUUGAGACGUGAGUGUUGUUCAUUUAGCAAUGGAGAGUACGUCAAAGCUGGCUUGUCUGAAUUGGAACAUUGGUGUUUUAAGGCAACAGAUGAGUUUGCUGGUUCGUCCUGGGAUGAGCUUAAGCAUAUAAGACAGGCCAUUGGGUUUCUGGUCAUACACCAAAAACCUAAGAAAACUCUGGAUGAGAUCAGUCAUGAUCUUUGCCCGGUGCUGAGCAUACAACAGCUAUACAGGAUCAGUACGAUGUACUGGGACGACAAGUUCGGCACACACAGCGUCUCUCCAGACGUUAUAGCAAAUAUGAGGGUGCUGAUGACAGAAGAUUCGAACAAUGCAGUUAGCAACUCCUUCCUUUUGGAUGACGACUCAAGCAUUCCAUUCUCAGUUGAUGAUUUAUCGAAGUCGAUGGAGAGGUUUGACAUUGCUGAUAUCGAACCUCCACCUUUGAUCCGGGAGAAUUCUGGAUUUAGCUUCUUAUUGCCAGUCUCUGAGUGAUCGAUCCUCGUCUCUCUCUAUUUUACACGCCAACGGAAACCAAAUCUAGGUCUUAGUGUCACCUAAGUAGAUUGCUUGUGAUUCAAGUAAUAAUAACUCUUUAUGACUUUAUUAUGCCUUUUGUGAUUCCCAAGGAGAAUGUGAGAUUAUUUUUUAUUUUAUUUUGUUUAAGAUGAAUAAACGUAAUUUAAUUGAUCAAAAAUGUACCUUUUCCGUAUACAAAAUACUAAUGUUAUAGAUUUUUUUUUGUAAACAACAAA
Raphanus sativus (radish) is the source of this 3543-nucleotide messenger RNA. RefSeq names its product myosin-9. Gene Ontology annotation, molecular function: microfilament motor activity; ATP binding; actin filament binding. The coding region runs from base 95 to 3283 and encodes 1062 amino acids. The record is from RefSeq and is a predicted model, not a curated record. The transcript has 28 exons. Lineage: Eukaryota; Viridiplantae; Streptophyta; Magnoliopsida; Brassicales; Brassicaceae. Gene Ontology annotation, biological process: actin filament organization; pollen tube growth; vesicle transport along actin filament. Gene Ontology annotation, cellular component: myosin complex; actin cytoskeleton; vesicle.